Uranotaenia lowii is the source of this 2228-nucleotide messenger RNA. RefSeq names its product GPALPP motifs-containing protein 1. Lineage: Eukaryota; Metazoa; Arthropoda; Insecta; Diptera; Culicidae. The transcript is spliced from 3 exons. The coding region runs from base 179 to 1570 and encodes 463 amino acids. The record is from RefSeq and is a predicted model, not a curated record.
UUUUUGUCAAAACAAACACCAUUUUAGUCGCGGCUUGAUGUGUUGUUUGUGCUUUUAAAAUGAUUUUUGUGAUUUUUAUUUUUAAUAUUUAGCUGAACUUCACCAGAUAAGUGACAAAAGUAACAGCAAAUUUGUUUACUAUCAAUUCACCCUAACAGUUUCGUUAAUUUGAAAAAUCAUGUCCGAUUCGGAAACAUCAGAUUCCGACUCUGGCAUUCGCUUUAAAACCACAUCCACUCGAUACAAAGAGGAAAGCACCAGCAAAUAUUCUCCUAACCGUAGAACGUCCAGAAGAUCAGAUGAUUCUUUCCAUCCCGGCCGAGGCAGCCGUGACCGUGGAAGAGAACGUGAUUCAGGCAGAGAUCGGAACCAUGAGCGACGUCGGUCCAGCCGCAGUAAAAGUAGAAGUCGGAGUCGCAGCCGCGAACGAUCCAAACGCCGAGAAAGAGAGUGUAAGCGUCGCCGCAGUAGAUCUAAUUCGAGAUCCCAUUCCAAACGACUAUCACACGAUAGGAAAGAACGAGAACCUUAUCGGGAAGCAAAGGUUUCUGUAGAUGUCGAGCUUAGUAAAAAUGAAAAACACAGAGAGAGUGUUGAACAACCGAAAAUAGAAGUCGGCAAAAUUCUAGACAUUUCGGUUUCUUCGCUUUCCUCACAGGAGGACCAAAUCGGUAAAGAAGACAUUCUGGAGGAAAGCUUUGGCCCGGCGUUGCCACCUUCGCUGAAAGCUUCAACCUCUGCGGAACAAGAAAACGAAACCUUAGAAGUCGAAGAAUUAUUAGGACCUGCGCUUCCACCACAUCUAUUGAACAAGAGUGAGAAUCGUCCGAUUAACAAUAGACAAUCCAUAAUUGGUCCCGCCUUCCCAGCUGAUUUUAAACCCUCUCAAACGGCAGCUGACAGUUCUGAAUCGGAGUUGUCGCCGUUUUCUGAAGAGGAAACUGUAGACAAUGAAGAGGACGAUUUCAUUGGUCCAAUGCCAGGAGCUUCGAGUUCUCGUGCUGCGAUUGAGCUGGAGAAACGUGCGCUAGAACUAAAAAUGAAAAGAUUCGAUGGUAAUGAUCGUUUCGAUGGAACAGGCACCAAUGUAACAUCCCGUGAAGAUUGGAUGUUGGAAUUACCGGAUAUCCGAAAGGUUAGUGACAUGGGUUUGGGAGCGCGCCAAUUUAGAACCCGAGAAAAACAGGAAAUUGGUGAUCGCUCAGUGUGGACAGAUACUCCUUCUGAUAAGGAACGAAAAAAAGGCAAUCGUUCCAGCAAAGACACCGCUCGGGAACGCGAAUUGGAACAAGAACGUCGAAUGACCGCUGAAAGAGACAAACAGCAGGAGGAUAUGGUUAAAAAACACAAGAAAAAGCAUAAGCGCGAUAAAUCGUUGCUCGAAAUACACCAGAAAAAGUUAGACAAAGAGAAACGAACCGACGAUUCUUCCGAGCCAACCCGUAGACCAUUCGAUCGGAAUGUGGACCUUCACGCUAACCGCUUUGACGAAGCUCAGAAAAAGUCCAUUUACAAGAAAGCCCAGCUGUUAGAUACCCGAUUUUCCAGUGGGGCAUCAAAAUUUCUGUAGAUUUUCUUUUUUAAGAAAUAAAAAACUCCAAGUUAUGUGGACUAGCUCCCAAGUCUUAGAGAGAAACAAAGACCUUCGUAUACGUUUUGCCAUUCAGUAGAUAAAAUGUGCUGGGAAUCAUUCCGUUUAACCAUGAAUAUCAGCCAAUGUUGUGUAAGCUUGAAUUUCGAAUAGUUUCUAUUGAAUUUUGUACUGAAAUGACCACACACACGAGUUCGAUCGUAAAUUCGAUUCCAUAAUUUCGAACGAACACCAAACUCUGAUAGAGUUUUCACCUUAUCUGAGCGAUAUGAUUGAAGGAUAAUUAAAUAUUCUUACUUCUUCAUUAUUGGCUGUAAACUUCGUUUUUUUCUUCAUUUUUUCUUUAUAGUUUUAAUAAUAAGUACACCAUACAUACAUGUUUGUAUCGUUAGAACCUAGGAUUAAUGGUCGAUAUUUUGAUUGUAUGAAAUAAAACGAAGUUUUGAUAAUGUGAAAUUUUUCUUUUCGUUCAGUGGAUCCUUUUGUGAAUCUUAAAUGAACCCUUAUACUGCUCAUAAAAAGUAGUUUUCCAGGUAUUCGUUGGGUUGGUAUUAUUUGAAAGUUUUUCGUUUGUAACCAAAAUUUUCCUUGAAAAAAAAAUUGUGUAGAUUAUAAAAUAAAGUAGCAUUCAUUACAA